AUGCAUUCAGCUCUCCUACUCUCUACUCUUGGCUGCGCCUUCUUCCACGCCAUUCAUGCUUUUGAGUUCACUGGCCCUGACUCAGCCGAGAAACUUGACCUCACUCAAUCUAUCACGAUCACGUGGGAUGCCAUUAAUGGAUCAUUAAGCGAACCGAAGGCUCGCGCACUCCAUCUCUGGUUCUAUGCGCUUACCAACGAUGAUAGCGAUUGGUUUGGCUGGGAACUUGCCGUCGAUCUGCCGCUCUCGGCGGGCUCGUAUAAAUGGAACCCUAACACAAUCGUCAAAAGUCUCAAGGACAAGGACGUCUCGCUCUCACCAGACGCGAUGCACGCCUUCGAGGCCAGGCUGCUCGACAAUUCUGGAAGUAAGCUAUCAACAGUCGAGAGCGACAAGUACGCCGUUAAGAGCUUUGAUUUUAUUAGAAAUAGUGGUAAUAAAGGGGCGCAAGCCGGGCUUUAUACAGUUACUGUAGCUCUUACCAUGGCCGGCUUGGCGCUUCUCUGA
Fusarium redolens is the source of this 507-nucleotide messenger RNA. RefSeq lists its product as uncharacterized. The record is from RefSeq and is a predicted model, not a curated record. Lineage: Eukaryota; Fungi; Ascomycota; Sordariomycetes; Hypocreales; Nectriaceae. Bases 1 to 507 code for a protein of 168 amino acids. The transcript has a single exon.